GGCGGCGGCUCUUAGCCGGGUUUUGCCUCCGCGUCCCCGCCAGCCCCGAACCCGCGGGGGCAGACGGUCCGUCCGCGCGUGCGAGAGGAUGGUGAUCCGCGUGUUCAUUGCCUCCUCCUCGGGUUUCGUGGCGAUAAAGAAGAAACAGCAGGAUGUGGUUAGAUUUCUGGAAGCCAACAAGAUAGAGUUUGAGGAGGUGGAUAUCACAAUGUCAGAAGAACAAAGACAAUGGAUGUACAAAAACAUCCCCCCAGAAAAGAAGCCUGCUCAGGGCAAUCCUCUGCCACCUCAGAUAUUUAAUGGUGACCGAUACUGUGGAGAUUAUGACAGUUUUUUUGAAUCAAAGGAAAGCAACACAGUCUAUUCGUUCUUAGGCCUGAAAUCACGAUUGGCAUCAAAGACAGAAUCUUAGAGAAGACAAGUGGAAGAUGACGGAGAUGCAUUUUGGAGCACCCCCUGGUACUCAGCACACACCUGCUUACCUAAUGCAUCACUGUGACUAAAGCCACAUGCAUCAUCAGUAACUUUGCUUGCCAUGGAGAGGUGUUUUAGGAAGACAUGGGUAUAAUGGGGGAUUGCAUGAUUGCUUAAAACCAAAUCAGGACUGUGGUGGGUUUUUUGUUAUUUUCAGAAUUGCCUGCAGCUGCCUCAUUCACCUGGAGGUACUAGAUUUUACCUGUUACAGGUGUGCUUCCUUAAUGACUGAAAAAUAAGUGGGUGGGACCACUGGAGAGAAAAUGUUGGAUCUGCCCCGGGCUGUAUUUGAUGCCAGUAUUGCUCAGACUGGCCUCUCUUUAAGCUGCCUGGAUUGUAUCCUCGAAAUUAGUUUGCCAGGCUAUUAGAAAUCUUUUGAUCAGAAAGAAAGAUUUGCUGGUUGACAAAGAGCUGAAAAAUUUGCUGCAAAAUCACGAAUGUCACGAUUCUGGUGCUUUGUAAUAGCACCUAUAGAAAAAGUUAGAUGUUCUGGCCGCCUUUGGUGAUGGACACUCUUAUUUCCAUAAAUCCUCCAAAUUCCUACAAAUGUUUCCAAAAAUCACUGCUGCAACAAUGUGUGAUCGGGACCAAGUUACAGGGAUAAAAAUAGUUGCUAUUUUGUAAAAGAUAGGCUUCUUUAUCUCUUGCAAGAGAAAAAUUUCAUUUAAAUAUAUAAGACAGCUUAAAAGGUAUAUUUUAGAAGGUGUACAAAUUAAUUAGAUAGUAAAUUUAUAGGGAAAUUACCUGACUCCUAUCUGAAGGGAUUUUCAGCUCUAGCAACUUAUUUAUGCAUAAAUAGCAUAUUUUUAAAUGCAGCUUCCCUAACUAAUAGCUGCUUAUUCUAUUUUGUGAAUGGAUUAUAUUUUUUUGAGAAAAGGAAGAUCUUGGUUGGAUAUAUUUUGUGAACCCUUGAUGAGGUUUACUAAAAGAUACUAAUAUUGUGGUACAAUUUUUUUCCUGUGUUGCUUUUCAUUGAACCUCUAGCUUUGCUCACAUAUCUGACCAAUGUACGGUCCCAGAUUUUUCAGAGUAAUGUAGAUACAUGUUCUCAUUCCAUAUAUGGCUUCCAGUGGGCUUUCAGUGUAUAUGAGAAAGAGGCUGUCAGAGAGUAGCUCUGAAUUGUACGUGGCAUGUAAAAUCUCUACUCCCUUUGGAGUGGAUGCUGAACAUGUCUACUCCGUUAGGGCAGAGGCUGCUUUUCUCCAUCCUUAUCCCUGCUUACAGUCUUUAGAGUUUUUAAUUGUCAAACAUAAGCAGUCUUAAAUAGGAUAAAUUCCAAGAGGGCUGCCUAAAAUAUCCUGCUGUUCUAAGCAUCCCAAUGCAGGACUUGUUGGUCAGAUUCUGAGCAGGAUGUAAGAAAUUGAAAGAAUAGAAGAAAGCCCUGUCACAUGUGUUGCUUCAUCCUCCAACUAACUAAAUGUGGACUACUCUAAAGGACUUGUUGAAUGCUAAAGCUGAAAUCCCAGCCUGAGAUUUGCAGCCCAGGACUACAACCAGAAGAAAAGCAUGCCACAGAUUUCUACUUGACUAGAACAAAUACAUGAUCCACGAUUUUCUCUCCAAGGAAAGCUGUUGUGAAAUUAUGGGUAUUACUGUUUAGUUGGCAUUAUUAAACAAGUUCCAGGUCAUAUUCCGUUUGCUAAAUCCCAGGGACUAUCCAGGAAACUUUUUUUUUCAACUGGAUACUCUGUUUGAGUAAAUGAGUCUUCUGAUAAGACCUAGACUUUCAUUUUCAGAUAUCAACAAUUUUCAAAGUUUAAUGCUACAGUGAGCUAACUUACAUUAGUCUUCUCUUCCCAGUGAGUGCUAAGAACCAACUUGGUAAGACUGAGGGAAAUUCUGGGGUUGUGGGAUCAACAUGAUAUUUGCUAGACUAAGACAGCUACUCACGUUUGUUCAUCUUGAAACUUUUGAAUUACUGUGGUCACAGUAGGACCAGAAUGGCUCUCCCGAACGGACUAGAUGGAUGGAUAGUAGUGCUAAAUUGCUACCAGUUACACAUCAUCUAACGCUCACCCCGCCUUUUUUUUUUUUUUAAUCCGCACAGAACUAGGAGAGACCAGUCCUGGCUGGUAUUGUACUUGUAAUGAGUGAGGUAAAAGCACACGGUAUGGCAUUUACCGCAAUACUCGGGCUCUGCAGAGUAAUGACGUAUUGCCCUCUGGGACCACAUUGUAUUCAGAGAAUAUUGUUUCUUUACUUGUACUGUUUUACCAGCUAAAUUCCAAACAUGUAAUGAUUCUUGUUCCCUUCUUUAACUGCCUUUAGAUUUGAAUAUUCACAGUCUUGAAAACCUAGGAAAGAACUAGGUGGGAAUAUUGUAGACAUAGAUGUAGUAUCACAGGCAUUUCAAGACAGAAUUUUUAUUUCCUGUAGUAGGCUUAUUGGGACAAAGGAAAUGUGCUGCUAAAAAUAAAAUGCCAUUUUAAAAUUAGAUCAAAUACAGAGUGCCAUCCUGCUAGGUAUAUGCAGACCAAAAGAAAAUUUAGUUGGGAAAAUAAAUUCUUCCAAAUUCUGGUGUUCUAUUAAAAUCAAAGAGGAUAAAAGGAAGAUUUUUUUCUCUCAGGCUCUGAUACAUUUUAGAUUUGUUUCUGUUUUAUAGAUUCCUUCAAACACUAGAUGUUUUUAUAUUACAUGAAUUUAAUAAUGAACUAAACUUAUUUUUGUCCUCUGUUAUUUAAAGGUACCAAAGCCUCUUUCUGUUUUUUUAUUUUAAUUUGAUUUUGCUACAUAGCAUUUUGCUUUUUCUAGAAAUGCUUUUCAUUUAACAGCUUUUCUUAAGUGUCAGGGCCUACUUUGAUCUGCAUAAUUAUUGUUUUUAGAUUUCAAUGUGUAUGUGUUUGUCUGUAAAGGCAUUGGUGAAAUCUCAGAUUUUAUAUUCAGCAUUAAAAAGGAAUAAAUUCCAGGAAACAUG
Molecule: messenger RNA, 3388 nt
Organism: Neofelis nebulosa (Clouded leopard)
Lineage: Eukaryota; Metazoa; Chordata; Mammalia; Carnivora; Felidae
Gene: SH3BGRL2
Product: SH3 domain binding glutamate rich protein like 2
Exons: 4
Coding region: 89-412 (107 amino acids)
Cellular component (GO): cytoplasm
Source: RefSeq, a predicted model, not a curated record